Myodes glareolus (Bank vole) is the source of this 1330-nucleotide messenger RNA. It is a transcript of the gene Stub1, whose product is annotated as STIP1 homology and U-box containing protein 1. Gene Ontology annotation, cellular component: Z disc; cytoplasm. Gene Ontology annotation, molecular function: protein-folding chaperone binding; ubiquitin protein ligase activity. NCBI's taxonomy places the organism in Eukaryota, Metazoa, Chordata, Mammalia, Rodentia, Cricetidae. The record is from RefSeq and is a predicted model, not a curated record. Gene Ontology annotation, biological process: positive regulation of proteolysis; proteasome-mediated ubiquitin-dependent protein catabolic process; cellular response to misfolded protein.
UCCGGUGGCGGAUCGCCGACCGGGCGGAGCUGAUCGCUGCGCGGGCUGUGAGAGCUAGGUGGCUGGGCGCGGAGCCCAAGCCGUGCCGCGCGGCGCCAUGAAGGGCAAGGAGGAAAAGGAGGGCGGCGCGCGACUGGGCACUGGCGGUGGCAGCCCUGAUAAGAGUCCGAGUGCGCAGGAGCUCAAGGAGCAGGGGAACCGGCUCUUCGUGGGCCGCAAGUACCAGGAGGCGGCGGCCUGCUACGGCCGCGCCAUCACCCGGAACCCACUUGUGGCAGUGUACUACACCAACCGGGCCCUGUGCUAUCUGAAGAUGCAGCAGCCUGAACAGGCACUCGCUGACUGCCGGAGAGCCCUGGAGCUGGACGGGCAGUCUGUGAAAGCGCACUUCUUCCUGGGGCAGUGCCAGCUAGAGAUGGAGAGUUACGAUGAGGCCAUUGCCAAUCUGCAGCGAGCCUAUAGUUUGGCCAAGGAGCAGCGACUCAACUUUGGGGAUGAUAUCCCCAGUGCCCUUCGCAUUGCUAAGAAGAAGCGCUGGAACAGUAUCGAGGAACGGCGCAUUCACCAGGAGAGUGAGCUGCACUCCUAUCUCACCAGGCUCAUUGCUGCUGAGCGGGAGAGGGAACUGGAAGAGUGUCAGCGGAACCAUGAGGGUGAUGAGGAUGAUGGCCACGUCCGGGCCCAGCAGGCCUGCAUUGAGGCCAAGCACGAUAAAUACAUGGCAGACAUGGAUGAGCUCUUCUCUCAGGUGGACGAGAAGAGAAAGAAGCGAGAUAUCCCUGACUACUUGUGUGGCAAGAUCAGCUUUGAGCUGAUGCGGGAGCCCUGCAUCACACCCAGUGGUAUAACUUACGACCGCAAGGACAUUGAGGAGCACCUGCAGGUAAGGGGCCUUGGCCUUGGGACUAGGAUCAAACGUAUACUCAGACGGUUGACCACCUUGACUCUGUUGCAGCGUGUGGGCCACUUUGACCCUGUGACCCGGAGCCCUCUGACCCAGGAACAACUCAUCCCCAACUUGGCCAUGAAGGAAGUCAUUGAUGCAUUCAUCUCUGAAAAUGGCUGGGUAGAGGACUACUAAAGCCAUGUCCUGCCUGGCAUCCUAGCCCAGGAGGGUCUGGAGACAGAAGCUCCAGUUCCUGUAUAUAGCUUGUGUCCCUGGGCCUGCCCCCAUCAGUCCUGCUGAUGGGUUCUGAACUGCUCCCCUUCUCGGCAUACCCCUUGCUGGGCCAUGAGCCUCCCCUGUCCCCCUUCUGGGCUGGAAAGUGGGUGAGGGUGGGCUGAGGUUGCUGCUGCUGCCACUGUCCUGUAAUAAAGUCUGUGAGCACUA